AUGCGCGUUCUCAUUAUUGCUUCGUUAUUGGCAUUUUUCAUGGCGCUAGCCUCAGCGGCUUCACUGGUGAACAACCAUUUGGUUGAUAAUACUAGCUUGAAGAACCAUUAUAAAUUUGACAAACAAGAUACCCGACGCUUGGUGAUUCGUGCUGAUCCUGCUGCUGGCAGCGGGCAAGGCAAUCCUGGUCAAGACGGUGAUAAACCUCAAGAGACAGCUCCUGCUGGUGGAGCUCCUGGUGACAAAAAAGAAGCUGAACACGGUGCUUCUGGUGGUUCAGAAGAAAAGCCAAAAAAGAAGAAACCAAAGACUGCUUUGGCCUCACCUGAAAUUUUGACCAACGGCACUUUCUUCUACGUUGGCGUAUCUGUAUCCAUCUUCCUUUGGUGCACUGGAAAAGCCAUUGAUAUGACCAUGGAUAAACACGAACGUAACGCCAACAUCAAGGCCAAUCUCUAA
Molecule: messenger RNA, 459 nt
Organism: Radiomyces spectabilis
Lineage: Eukaryota; Fungi; Mucoromycota; Mucoromycetes; Mucorales; Radiomycetaceae
Exons: 2
Coding region: 1-459 (152 amino acids)
Source: RefSeq, a predicted model, not a curated record